UGUAGUUAAUGUUUCAAAGAUAACAAAAUCGAUUGUCAUCGGAAGCAUCGAUAGUUGUUUGCUGUCAUCAAUAUCAACACACUUUGUUUAUUAUUUUAGGCGCGCAAGGUAAACAAUGGAUUCGGAAGCAAUGGAAGUAGAUGAAAAUACGCCACAGCACUAUGUACGCACUGCCGAAGAUGUUCGUACGAUUGUCAAGCAUGCCAAAAUGGAUGAAAGGCAGCUCACACAAGUCACACAGGCUUUGUAUUACCCCGAUGCCAAUGUGGUUAGUGAUAAUCUACGGUUGCUGGAGCUGGACGAGCACAUGCUGCAGCAAAUACGCACAGGUCAAACGCUACACUUUAAGGGCGGACUGCAUGAGAAGGUUGUGCUCUGCACGGACGAGCGUACAUACGAUGUGAAAGGUGCCGAGAUCUCAAAUAGUUUAUUACUGGUGCCGGACCUCAAGUUUGCCGCUGCUACCAGCACUUCUCCCUUGAAGAGUCCGCGCACGGGCAAUGCGAAUACCUCGUUGGAGCGGAGCCUUAACGACAGCGCCGAAGAUCUGGAGGUGCCACGCACAUUGGAGCAACGUCAGGUGCUAACGAUCUUUCACGAAUAUUUUGAAUGCCGUGAAAUAAGGCCACGUUAUAAAAAGCUUGGGGAACUACUGCAGCUCACUCGUUAUUCUGGGCCUGAAAACGAAUAUUGCAUCGAUCGCAAAUUGUUGUUCAGUUUUCAACAGCUGUUGGACACGGUGCAAUGCAGUCGUGCCCAAUUUGUGGAGGGUCUACGACAACAUCGAGCCAUAGAAUUCGAGGAACACAUUCGUAUAUUAGACUAUGAGUAUGAGUAUCGCAUUAUUAAUCUGAUGCUUGGACUGAUUAGUGAGAACUCCUGGGCAUUGGAUGAAAUAGAACGCGAGGAGACUAUUUACGCGCUGCAAGGUAUUGCCCCAGAGGCGAUUGUUUCGGGAUUAUUUGAUAUCUAUACCAAGCCAAGUGAUCGCUGUCCCAACAAGCACAAAUAUCAGGAGUCGUUGGUGGCGCGCAUUGUGGCACAGAAUAUUUUACAGCCAACACUGCGUUUUCGGAACGAGGAAUUUAUGAACACCUGGCAGGAGGCACUGCCGGAGGGCAUGUGUUGCAAGCUGGAGUAUCUGCGUGGCCUUGGCAUCCUGGACAAGGAAGGAGCGCAACCAUGCAUACGUUCGCUGGCCGAGGAACAGCUGCCCUCCAAUAUCAAUGAUCGCAUGCGCGCUUUGUUUAAAACGAAGCGCAAAUGGACUCUUGAUGAAAUGGAACCGUACAUUGACUGCUUUACCACGCCCACACUAUCCGUCUCCACGCUGCUGGCCAAGCACGCGCGUUCUCUGACGGAGGGCGGCAUACGUUACUUUGUGUCCAAGCAUUAAAUGCGUUCAAUAUAUACGUUUUCUAUUUCUAUAUAAAGUUGUUUUCAUUGCUAAUUUAAGAUUGCAGAUAGUUCAGUGUCUUUAUCCAUUGAUGACAUG
This is a messenger RNA of Drosophila sulfurigaster albostrigata, 1495 nucleotides long. Its product is annotated as sister chromatid cohesion protein DCC1. The transcript is spliced from 3 exons. NCBI's taxonomy places the organism in Eukaryota, Metazoa, Arthropoda, Insecta, Diptera, Drosophilidae. Bases 116 to 1396 code for a protein of 426 amino acids. Gene Ontology annotation, biological process: mitotic sister chromatid cohesion; maintenance of mitotic sister chromatid cohesion. The record is from RefSeq and is a predicted model, not a curated record. Gene Ontology annotation, cellular component: chromosome, centromeric region; Ctf18 RFC-like complex; chromatin.